This is a messenger RNA of Pristis pectinata (smalltooth sawfish), 2352 nucleotides long. It is a transcript of the gene borcs5, whose product is annotated as BLOC-1 related complex subunit 5. Gene Ontology annotation, cellular component: BORC complex; cytoplasmic side of lysosomal membrane; synaptic vesicle membrane. The record is from RefSeq and is a predicted model, not a curated record. The coding region runs from base 312 to 908 and encodes 198 amino acids. The transcript has 5 exons. NCBI's taxonomy places the organism in Eukaryota, Metazoa, Chordata, Chondrichthyes, Rhinopristiformes, Pristidae. Gene Ontology annotation, biological process: lysosome localization; organelle transport along microtubule; positive regulation of anterograde synaptic vesicle transport.
GUACGACCGUUACUGUCGGCGGCGCGCGCGGGGUGGCGGCGUUCCAUUUCAGAACCUUGCCCGGACAGCGCGCGGCGGCUCCGGCGGCCCGCGGGACACCGGGCGUUUGCUCGAAGAAGCCGCCGCCUGUCGCGACGUGAGCGCACUUUAAACGCUCUUUAUGGAAAGAAGGUCGGGGAACCGUGGCCACACAGCGCUUCCGUGAAACGGAGAGCCAGAGACAUCUUUGUUGUGAGCCCUAACAGUGCCCACGCGUUCGCUGCUUCUUAAAGAAAAAAGUGUUGAGUUCUCCGGGAUCAGAUCUUAAUACCAUGGGAGCUGAACAGAGCACGUAUCACGAUCAUAAACAACCAGAAUGUCAUGCCUCAGCAACAAAUUCCCCAGCGAAACAAAGAGCUAAAAUGGAUGACAUCGUAGUUGUUGCUACAGGAACACAUCCACCAGCUAGAACCACAUGGAAUGAUCCAGAUGUUAUUAAAUUGCAUGAAAUUCCUACCUUCCAACCUCUGCUCAAAGGAUUAUUAAGUGGUCAGACUACAACCAGCAACAUUAAAUUGGAAAAGCUAGAUUCGCAGCAAGUACUGAAGCUCUGUUUACGCUACCAGGAUCAUCUGCAUCAAUGUGCUGAGGCAGUUGCUUUUGAUCAAAAUGCCCUGGUUAAACGAAUCAAAGAGAUGGAUCUAUCUGUUGAAGCCUUGUAUAGCAUUAUGCAAGAGCGACAGAAGCGAUAUGCCAAAUAUGCUGAACAAAUACAGAAGGUUAAUGAGAUGUCAGCCAUACUACGCCGCAUACAGAUGGGCAUAGAUCAAACUGUCCCAUUAAUGGAGAAACUUAAUAGCUUAUUGCCAGAAAAUGAAAGACUUGAACCUUUCAGCAUGAGAGCUGAUAAAGAUAUAAAGUACCAGUAGCCAAUGAAAGUUAUAUCUCCACCCUCUGAAUUCCACUGGAUUUGUGCAGACAUCUAUGAUUUAGAUAUUAAGUCAGCUGAAGCAUCAUGCAUUUCCAGGUGUAUUGAGCCUUGAUUGUAAUGUACUUGUCUCCCAGAAUUGUCUGGAUUGCAGAGUAAUAGCUCAUGGGAAAUAACAUUUCAAUUCUAGUGUACCAGCUAUUAAAUGUUGCUGGUGUGGACAGUGUCAUCUGUUAUUGCAGGUUGUGCUUUAUUCAAAAUGGUUUUGAGAGACUUAAGCUGUCUGGGGAUAAACAUUUGCACCACUACACAUCAGUUAGUAUUGCAAUUGCCACAAUUAAAUCAAUUUGAAUUAAUGCAUGCAAAAGGACAUGGCAUUCUCUUUUUUCAAAGCUUCAUCACUUAAGUGUUUAUUGAUGUUUUGCAGCACAUUUAUAUUGAUUAUAUGUGCCUUGUGUAUAUAUCUGAUACCUUGUUUUAAUAAAGCUGUCAAUUGUGUUUAGGUAAUUUAUAUAUCCACCUCCUGUAGUAUGCCUCAGGAACUUGAAUAUUGCAAGUUAGUAAAUAUGUAGUUUUGUGACUGUUCCCAGAGAUUUCUAAAUUCAGGUUUUAUCCAUUAGGCUCUCCUUUUGUGAAAAUUUGGAAUAAUUUCCAACUAUCAGGUAAUUUACCAGUUUGUAAAAGAGUCCAAAUAUGCUAAAAAUGAGUCUUGCAGUUCACUGUAAACUAAGAUGUGCAGUAAUUUUAGUAUGAACAAAACAGGUAAGGUAAUUUAUUAUUUUUGUCUCAGUACUUUAAUAUUAAAUUCAUAAAUAUUAAAAUGUGUUGCUUAUACUACAUACUGCUAAUAUUUAUUAUAGUUUUGUAUGGCACUUUAACAAAUCUCAUCUUUAAUGACUGGUAGCUUGAGCUUAAUUGUAACUGCAGUUCCUAGUUUUAAAAGUUUCUGAAGGUGAAUGAAGCUGCAGUGAACUGUAAAUAACAUUUCCUUAAAUUACAUGUAGCUACUUAGUAUCUAUGCUAUUUCUGGUUCUUAGUUCUGUGAUCAGUAAGAAAUGGACAUUUCCCCUUUUUUUGUAAAUUUCUCCAGAUGGAUGGGGGCAGAAGUAAAUUAAUUUUGUUUUUACAUUUAGGAUACUUCUGAUCUCUGAAACUGCUCAUCUCAAAAUUAGAAUUUGAAAAGGGAAAAUAAUCAAAUUUUUACAUGCAACACAUUGUUUCCAAUGAGCAUUCCAGAAAGGAAUGAUCAAUACCGUGCAUUUCAGUGUUGAAACUUUAAAACAAACUUGUAGAUAGCUUGCCAAGUUUGAGUCACCAUGCAUCAUUAUCCACAAUUUUACCUUCAGGUAUCAAAUGUUUGACUGGUUGAAGCAAUGAAAUGCAAAAUUCUUCUUGCAACUCAUUCUUUUUUGUAUUGUUUAAUGUAUAUUGUCUUUGCCUUAUGU